AUGCAAGGAUUGAAUCGAGUUGCUGACCAGCUUGUAGGCCCCCGUGUCUUCUUUGACAUUAAAAUCGGUGACAGCACACCUAGCCGGGUGGCAUUUGAGCUGUUCAGCGAUGUUGUCCCCAAGACCGCGGACAACUUCCGAGCUUUGUGUACCGGCGAGAAGGGCAUUGGCACCCAGGGCAAGGAAUUGACCUACAAAGGCACGUCUACAAUACCCCGCUCCCAUAGCGGUGGUGACUUUACUGCGUUCAACGGCACUGGCGGCGAGUCCAUUUACGGCGAAAAGUUCCCUGAUGAGAACUUCGACCUCAAGCAUGACCGUCCCUUCCUACUCUCUAUGGCCAACUCCGGCCCCGGCACCAACGGCAGUCAAUUCUUCGUCACCACCGUGCCUACUCCCCACCUUGACGGCAAGCACGUCGUGUUUGGUGAGGUUAUCAACGGCAAGAGUGUGAUCCGAAAGAUCGAGAACCUGAAGACUCAAUCCGACAAGCCCUUCCAGGACGUGACUAUCGUGGACUGUGGCGAGUUUUCUGGCCAGGAUUACGAGAACGCGACCAAGCGCCAACAGGAUGCGACAGGCGACCCAUACGAGGACUUCACCGAGGACCACCAGGGCGAGGAGCUUACCGCGCCUCUCUGCUUCAAGAUCGCUUCCGACCUCAAGGGUUUCGGCAACGCUGCUUUCAAGAGCGGUGAUCUCAACCUGGGUCUCGACAAGUACCAGAAGGGUCUGCGCUAUUUGAACGAGUUCCCCGACCCCGGAGAGAACGACCCGAAGGAGCUGGGAGAGCAGAUGAAGGCACUCCGAUUCACCUUGCACUCCAACUCUUCCCUGCUCGCCAACAAGCUGCAGAAGUACAGCCAGGCUCAGAACUGGGCGACAUAUGCGCUUCAAGUCGCUGAUUCGGCCAACGCCAAAGAUGCCGAUAAGGCCAAGGCCUACUAUCGCCGUGCUGUUGCUCACGAGGGUCUGAAGGAAGAGGAUGAGGCGCUGAAGGAUCUUCAGGAGGCGGAGAAGCUGGCUCCUGGCGAUGCUGGUAUCAUCAACGAGAUUGCUAAGGUUAAGAAGACCGUCAAGGACCGGGAGGCCAAGGACAAGGCCGCUGCCAAGAAGUUCUUCUCUUGA
Messenger RNA from Penicillium egyptiacum, 1128 nucleotides. Lineage: Eukaryota; Fungi; Ascomycota; Eurotiomycetes; Eurotiales; Aspergillaceae. The record is from the annotation of a GenBank genome assembly.